UUUCUUCCCUCGUCCGUGUUCACGUUACAGCUGUCCCACGUGCGCGCGUUGGCCGCCGGUGGCAAUCACCUUCCUUCCACGAGAAAUUGGAGGAGAGCUUUCCCAGGGGUGGUUCACCACCCACGCCGGUCACCCCUACGCCGACCACCGUGCAGCAAUUGUUGCGCAGAGCGCAGAUACGCAGGAACGAGAGACGAACGCCCGAUCCCCACGAUGAGACGGCGAAGAAGCCGAGGGUGCUCUCGCCACCGCUCAACAACAACGACGCGACGCCCACCGAUUUCUCGAUGGGCGUGAAGAACAACCACGUGUCGAGCAAGGUGGAGGGGAACGGGGUCCACGAGGAGAACAGCCCCCUCGAGGACAAUAUCAAGUGCGAGCCGUUGGAGCUGACAGGUGGUAACAGCGGUAACGCCGCAGGCAACAACGAGGACUCGUCCGAUUCAGGGGCGGCGGCGUCCGACCGGCCGCCCGCGUCGGCGAGCAGCAACGAGCACGAGGCCGAGUCCGAGCACACGUCCACCCCCAAUUUUUUGUCCGAGACGAAAAUCUUCCCGCCCACGCCGGGGAGCUUUAAUUUCAGUAUGGCGGCGUUGGCCACCGAGCAUACACCGUUGUCAGUGAAAUUUCCAGGAAUGGGGCACGGGUUGCAACCACCGGACUUGGCAGGAACUUCGCAAGGUACGGGCAACGGGAUGCAUCCAGCACCGGUGACGCCUCCCUCUGCCAUGUACCGGAUGCCGCCGCCUACGGCGGGCGGUAUAAACGAGCCUCAGGAAUGCCCGUACUGCCGUCGCAACUUCUCAUGCUACUACUCCCUGAAGCGUCAUUUCCAGGAUAAGCACGAGCAAUCGGACACCCUCUACGUAUGCGAGUUCUGCAACCGCAGGUACCGCACCAAGAACUCGCUCACCACGCACAAGAGCCUGCAGCACCGUGGCUCGAGCGGUAUGCUCAAGAGGCUGCUCAAGACGACGGCGAUCAAGAACGUUCUAGGCAGCAUGCAGCACGCCCAGAUGCAGCAGCAGCCGCAAUGAAAAUGUCGGAACAGCCGUCUUCUUACAGCCUGCCCCCCGUCCCGGACACCGUGCAACAACACCGUGAUCCUCAUCAUCAUCAUCGUCAUCAUCAUCAUCAUCGUCAUCGUCGUCAUCGUAAUCGUC
This is a messenger RNA of Apis florea (little honeybee), 1163 nucleotides long. RefSeq lists its product as uncharacterized. Lineage: Eukaryota; Metazoa; Arthropoda; Insecta; Hymenoptera; Apidae. The record is from RefSeq and is a predicted model, not a curated record. Gene Ontology annotation, molecular function: protein binding. Gene Ontology annotation, cellular component: nucleus. Gene Ontology annotation, biological process: regulation of transcription by RNA polymerase II.